Messenger RNA from Uncinocarpus reesii 1704, 735 nucleotides. RefSeq lists its product as uncharacterized. The coding region runs from base 1 to 735 and encodes 244 amino acids. Gene Ontology annotation, biological process: protein phosphorylation. NCBI's taxonomy places the organism in Eukaryota, Fungi, Ascomycota, Eurotiomycetes, Onygenales, Onygenaceae. Gene Ontology annotation, molecular function: protein kinase activity; ATP binding. The record is from RefSeq and is a predicted model, not a curated record. The transcript has a single exon.
AUGCGGGUUACCAGUGUGGAGAAAUCAGAACCACUCCAUCUGCGAAAGACAUGGAUGAACGACCUCUCCCAUGGUUUCACUUUCCUCGAGUCCCUGAACCUUGCGCACGGUGAUCUCAGACCCGAGAAUGUUCUGCUUGACCGCAACCGCCUUAAGCUUUCCGAUUUUGACAGCACGGCAGAGAUUGGAUCAGAAUUCGAAGCGUGCAUUGCCCCAUACGGACGACUCCUUUGUAGUGAAGGCGGGGCCUAUCAGGGAACUGCGGGCUUCCUUGGUCCACGAACAGAGCAGUUUGCUCUUGGAUCGUUAUUCUACCUGAUAAAUUAUGGUUUUGAGGUUUACGGUGACCAAUGCUUCGGCGACGAUCCCUCUGGUAAGGAGCAUGGGCCUGUUGUCUUGGAUCUGCUACAAAAGAUGAUAUUUCCGGAGCUGAACCGGGAGCCAGAGAUCGACUCCAUAAUCAGGAGGUGCUGGUACGGUGAAUAUAAGACAGUGGCCGAAUUGGCAAUGGAUACAGAAAAACUGUGCUGCAGUAUUGGUGAUGUUUCCAAAGGCAAGAUUGAAAGUGCUAAGUGUUCAGCAGCAAUAUCUGCUAGUGACUUCUCAUUACAAAGGAAAUUCUGCCGGGAUUUAGUCAACAGCGGGAUCCCUAAAACACUCUCUUUGCGGAACCCUCGAGAUCUUCGGCUUCCCAUGAAGCGCAGGCAUAUUUGUUGGGACUUACUCCGGGAGUAA